AUGGAAGAAAAAAAAUGGAUGAUACCCACUUCACUCUUCCUCCUAACUUUCCUCAUCCUUUUGAAAUUAAUUCAAAAGAAACAAUCCAAGCACAAAAACCUCCCUCCUUCUCCACCAUCUUUACCACUCAUAGGCCAUCUCCACCUCAUGAAACAACCCUUGCAUCGAAGUCUCCACAACCUCACAAAUACCUACGGCCACAUCUUCUUCCUCCACGUCGGAAUACGAAACAUCCUUGUCGUCUCUUCACCAUCCGCAGUAGAAGAAUGUUUGUCAAAAAAUGACAUAACAUUCGCAAAUCGCUCCGUAACACUCGCUGGAAAAUAUCUCAAUUACAAUAAUACAACAAUAGGGUUUUCUUCUUACGGUGAACGUUGGCGCAAACUACGUCGUUUAACAACUAUGGAGCUUUUCUCGUCCAAUCGUGUUGCCAUGUUCACGAAAGUUCGAGAAGAAGAGGUGAAAUUGUUGAUUAAGCAAAUAUUCCAAGGGUGCAAAGGAGAAAUAAUGUCAAAGGUUGAUCUCAAAACAAAAACUUUGGAGCUUUCUUUCAACAUCAUGUUGAGAGUGAUAUCUGGGGAAACGAUACUAUGGUGA
Vicia faba (fava bean) is the source of this 597-nucleotide messenger RNA. The record is from the annotation of a GenBank genome assembly. Lineage: Eukaryota; Viridiplantae; Streptophyta; Magnoliopsida; Fabales; Fabaceae.